UCUCUCAUAAUCUUUCUUUCUCCAUUCAUGAUUCGGAAUCACUGCGUGCACAUUCCCCGAAAUUAACAUUCCGUACCUUAUCACUAUUCAACACUUCUUUUCCAUUCUAGUUCUCCCCCUUGACUUCCCCCGCCCUUCCAUUUUCUUUGUUCUUCGAGCCAUGUUUUCUCUUUAAAACAAUAUUGAAUAUUCCAUCAUUUCUCCCUUCUUCAUUCUCCAAACCCCACCUUCAGAAACCCUCUCUUUCUCUCAAAAAUCUUUCCUUCUCGAAGAAAGCCUUAUAAGUUUUCUUAUGUUUUCUCUUCUCUUUAAUAUGAGGUGGUGAUCAUUCAGAGUUGUUUUUUUUUUUUGUUUCUAAGAAAUUAUAACGGUUUUCUGUUAAUUUCGACCCGAAAAUGCCCAUGGACCGAACCCUACAAUCGGAGAGCAUGAGAUCGCCCACCGUACUCUCAAUCGAGUGUCUGAAAGGGAGCUCAAAAGCCGACGAAUGGACCGGAGAUAUGCUCCAAACAGGAGAUAUCGUCGAGGAGAUUCGAAUUGGAUUCGGGUCAAGUUCGGGGUCUAGUCUGACCCAUAAAGCACCUUUUAAAGGCGGGAAGAGCGGAGUCCAGAAGAUUCUUCACAGCUCUUAUAAGAACAAGGAGACGUCGAUUCUCGUCCGAGUCAGGCGAGGAAGCGACGACUUCGCUCAGUUGCAGGCGUGUAUCGUGCCUAACGAGUCUGGCGGGAAAAAGCAUUAUAUGUUGAGGUCUAUAGCGGAUCCUAACUACGCUGUCGGGUUCUCGGAUCGGACUGAGUCCGAGUGCUUCGAGUUGCAGGCUUCAAGGAACUCCAGGUUGGUCAGUGAACUAUCAAGGACACGGCUUCAGGAUGGAUAUGUCUCGUAUCCAUGGGAGAGAAGGAUGCAGGAGGUGCUAUCAGUUCCAAACUCAGGCUGUUUUCUUUCUAUUCUCCUCCUUCCAAAAGCUUCAGAUCGAGUGGCUUCUCGAUACAAUGACUUGGAGGAUACUCUUGCUCGAGCAAAUGCUUGGCUUAAUGCAUCGCAGGGCUCUGGGGUCCCCAUUGUUUUCAUGAAUAUCCAGACAGAAUCUCUGCUUACUAAGAUCUCAGGAGAGACAGCCUCAUCUACUGUAAAUACUGGGUCAUUAUCUGAUUUAUCAAACCUAGCUAAUGCAAGUCUGUAUGGUUUUGAGGACUACCAUGGGGUUGACAUAGGAGUUGUUCGAGCAGUUCGUCUAUGGUAUGCUCCGCUUGCAGGAGAAAUUCCAAUUGAGAUCAAACUAAAAGAAGAUGAUACAAAGCUUGGGUUUGCCAUUAGCCGCACAGAAGAGGGAUUCAUCUAUAUUUCUUCCGUUAUGGAUGGUGAUGAAAAUGUGCCUUCGACGAGAUCAGGACUCAGCAAUCUUUACAAAGAAUCAGUGAGUGCAUCUAGGCUCCUGGUUGUCUCAAGAUUGUCAAACCAGAAGGUUCUUCCAUGGAUGGUUUCUUCAACAGGAGCUGUUCGAUGCUUUGAUACUGUUUCCCUAAGCCAGAAGCUCUCGCUACACCGGCAUGCAAACGUGCCAAUUCUUAUGCAUGUCUUUUUGUGGGAUCAGUCAUUGGUUUCUCGAGGUUUUGGCAGUGCCAGGCUUCGGAUUCCUUCUCCAUCAGUGUUACCAUUGCCACCUGAAGUUAGAUUAACACACCAACCUAAUGAAAAUCAAAUACUGCCUCUGCCACCUGAAGAACCAAAUGAGAGCAUAGUCACAGGCGAGCAGCCAGAGGUUAGACUACAGCGAGAUACAGCUGGGGAGGUGUCCUUUAGAUUUCAUGAUUUUUCACUGCCAAACAAUUGGGUGUGAUUUUUGUAUCUCGUAUGCUGAUUCUCUGUUUCAUUAGUGUAUAUAUAAAAAUUUUACAAGUAGGCGAGUCCUUUGAGCAAAAGCUAGUUUCAAUCAA
Theobroma umbraticum is the source of this 1938-nucleotide messenger RNA. RefSeq lists its product as uncharacterized. NCBI's taxonomy places the organism in Eukaryota, Viridiplantae, Streptophyta, Magnoliopsida, Malvales, Malvaceae. The record is from RefSeq and is a predicted model, not a curated record.